Messenger RNA from Nylanderia fulva, 3454 nucleotides. RefSeq lists its product as uncharacterized. Lineage: Eukaryota; Metazoa; Arthropoda; Insecta; Hymenoptera; Formicidae. The record is from RefSeq and is a predicted model, not a curated record.
AUGAGUGCAAAACAAUUGCGAAGACAACGAGGACAAGUAAAGGCGAAAUUAACAGCAGCAAUUAAUUUCGUACAUCGAAUUGCCGGGGAUGCAGAACUCACGACGCGAGAAGAAGUCGAAUCACGUCUUCGGAAUUUGGAGGAAGCGUACGUAAAAUUUCAGGCUAUUGUACAACAAUUGAUUGUGAUAGUGCCGGAAGAAGAUUAUGAAACUAGAGAUUUGACAGAGAAAACGGAUUUUGACGAGCGAUAUUUUUCCGUCAAGGCAUCGCUGUUGCAAGUCAUCGAGAAAUUGAAUUCAGUGUCUCCCGCAUCGACAUCCAGCAAUGGAAAUCAAGAAAACGAUGGUACGCUAUCACAGGUCUUGGAUCAGCAAGCCACUAUUAUAAGACAGUUGUCGGAACGAUCUAAUGAGACGAGUGGUGGAAGUACGCUCUCACAGAUAUUAGAACAACAAAUGCGAAUUUUGGAGCGUUUGAGUGUGCAAUCAGGUUCGGUGCGAGAAACUCACGUUAAAUUGCCAAUAAUCAAGUUACCGACAUUCGACGGAACCAUCGAAGAAUGGAAACGGUACGCUGAUACAUUCAAAAACUUGAUACACGAGAGCGAAUUAUCCAAUGUACAGAAACAUCAAUACUUAGUCGGAUCGUUGAGCGGUCCUGCAGCAAAAAUAAUCGAGUCGAUUGAUAUAUCCGACCAGAAUUAUGAGAUUGCCUGGGAGUUACUGAAGAAACGAUACGAAGACGAGAGAGCGAUUCGCAAGCGGCAUAUUCAAUGCUUAUUUGAAUUACCACGAGUUCAUCGAGAAUCAGCUACUGCAAUUCAAGAAUUGUUGGAUCACGUUCACAAGCAUUUACGAGUUCUGCAAUCAAUGAAACUUCCGACGGAAGCUUGGGGAGAACUAAUAAUCCAUUUAAUUGAGAAAAAUUUGGACAGCAGCACAAGGGGACGUUGGGAGGAACACAUCGAAGAAUUGACGGAGGUUACAACGACUACAAUGACAGACUUUUUACAACGACGAUGUCAAGUGUUAAAGCGGGCAUCGUUGAACGAAGUCAAAGACUUGACGAUCAGGAAGACUCAUGGUCACGAGAGGAACGACGGAAAUAAACGAGGUUUGUUCCAUGCAAAAUUACAGCCUAAAACCUCGUUAUCGACAACGAUUCAAGGAGGAAGGUGUUAUUGGUGCCAGGGACAACAUCUGAUUUACACGUGCAGCGAGUUUUUGCGCUUGCCUGCCGAAGACAGACUUCAAGAAGUGAGACGGAAGAAAUUAUGCAUCAAUUGCCUUCGAAACGACCAUUUCGUCAAGGAGUGCAAGGCGAGUUCGUGUCGUAAAUGCGGAGAGCGACACAAUACGCUAUGUCAUCCGAUCAGCGAAGGCACGAGUUCCACAACGAAUACAACCAAGAAAGCGAUGGGAAAUGCGGAGAAGUCAUCGAGCGCUGCAGGUGGAGCGGUCAGGUCUGAUCGAGAGGCGAGGGUCAGCGAUUCAACGAGUGGUGCGUCCGUGUAUCAUUUAUUGAGCGAGAACAGACGUAAGGAAGUUUUAAUGUCGACUGCGAUUGUAAACGUUCGAGAAAGUAAAGGACAAUUACGAAUUUUAUUAGAUAGCGCGAGCGAAACUAACUUUAUAACGAUGGAAGCGUGUAAAAAAUUGAAUUUAAAAUUAGAAGAUAUUCAUGAGUUUAUUAAUGGUUUGAACGACAUGAAUUGCGUAAUAAAACACGGUUGCAGAUUACAGAUACAAUCGCGAACGUCGAAUUUUAAUGUAAAUGUAUGUUGCUUAGUUGUUCCCAAAAUAACAAAAAAUUUACCAUCAUUUUCUAUUCAAACGGCGCAAUUAUCAAUUCCUGAAAAUGUUAAAUUGGCGGAUCCGUUCUUUGCCAGUCCCGGCAAGAUCGACGCAUUAAUAGGUGCAGAAUUUUUCAUGUCUCUAUUGCAAAACGGAAAAAUUGAGCUCGGUAAAGAUCUGCCAACGCUACAAAACAGCAAAUUAGGUUGGAUUAUAUCAGGUUCAAUAUCGGAGAAUUUUGUUGUUGGUCGAUCGAUAAAUCGUCAGCCUUCGAAUGCCCAUACGUGUUUAUUUGUCAGGAAUGAAAACAUCAAUAAUACGCUGCUUAAAUUCUGGGAGUUAGAGGAAUAUCAAGGUAAUCAGAAUACAAAAUUGUCAACAGAAGAGCAAGCGUGUGAAAAUCAUUUCAUAAAUACACAAAGUCGAGACACGUCAGGACGAUUUAUCGUUAGACUGCCUUUCCGAACAAACAAGGCUCAAUUAGGCGAGUCGCGAGAAAUAGCAAUAAAGCGAUUAUGUUAUUUAGAACGCAAAUUCCAACGCGAUAAGGAAUUUCACAAACAAUAUUCAAAUUUCAUGCGAGAAUAUAUCAAACUGAAUCAUAUGUCGAGGAUUACCGAUUGUUGCGAUACGAGUUUACCGACAUAUCUGCCACAUCAUGGCGUGCUUCGCGAAACGAGCAUUACAACUAAAUUGCGAGUAGUUUUUGACGGAUCAGCCAAAACUACAUCAGGAAUUUCAUUAAAUGAUACACUAAUGGUGGGAGCAACUUUGCAAGACAAUAUAAUCGACAUAAUUUUACGAUUUAGAUUGCACGCAAUAGCAAUCACAGCCGAUCUUAAAAAAAUGUAUAGACAAAUUUUAGUACACGAAAAAGACAGAAACUAUCAAAGAAUUGUGUGGCGAUUCUCUUCGCGCGAUCCUAUACAAGAAUUUCAAUUAAACACCGUAACGUACGGACUAGCGUGCGCGCCUUUUUUAGCGAUACGGUGCGUUAAACAAUUAGCUGGCGAUGCAAUCAGCGACUUUAGCGAAGCGUCGUAUGUACUGUUAAAUGAUUUAUAUGUUGACGAUAUUUUGACAGGCGUCAAGUGCACGAAUGACGCAAUCAAUUUAAUUACACAGUUAAAGAAUUUGCUAAAUAGCGGCGGAUUCGAACUUCAUAAAUUACAUUCGAAUUGCAAAGAAAUCGUAAAUAAAUUUGCAACGAUUGAUUCGGACGAAAAGUCAUCGUCGGUCAAGAUCACUGUAGAUACCAUAAAAACAUUGGGAUUAAAUUGGAAUCCUGAACGCGAUAUCUUUCACUUUUCCAGUCAACUGAUAAACAAUUCUAUUAAAACAAAACGCGAAGUACUAUCAGCAAUCUCAAAACUGUUCGAUCCGUUAGGUUUAAUUAGUCCUAUUUCAAUUCGUGCUAAGUUGAUCAUGCAAGGGACAUGGUCCUCGAACUUAAAUUGGGAUGAUCAGCUGACGCACGAGAUCCAACAAGCAUGGGAUGCGUAUGCGGACGAUCUAAAGGAAAUACAUGCAAUUGAAAUCCCGCGUAGAGUCAUCUCGUCCUCCAAUGCGAAUCAAUUCUAUUUACAUGCAUUCUGCGACGCCUCGUUGAAAGCAUACGGAGCAUGCGUCUACCUACAAACUAUUGAUAAUGACAAUAACU